UCGUGAACUGCGGAUGGAUACGACUGCACACUGCGACCCACGUGUAUAAAGACUGGUCUGGUGCCGAAAAGUAGUUCCUUUCCUUUUUCUUCCGUCAGGGAGCGCAAGGGACUACACUUUUGCUGCAUUUUAUUCAAGAAAAAGUCAACGAAAUUACCAAGAUGCCUGAAGAAAUGCACCAAGAGGAGGAGGUUGAGACCUUUGCCUUCCAGGCAGAGAUCGCUCAGCUGAUGUCCCUGAUCAUCAACACCUUCUACUCCAACAAAGAGAUCUUCCUUAGGGAGUUGAUCUCAAACGCUUCUGAUGCUCUGGACAAAAUCCGCUAUGAAAGCUUGACUGACCCCUCAAAACUGGACAGUGGCAAAGAUCUGAAAAUUGACAUCAUUCCCAACAAAGCUGACCGGACUUUGACCCUGAUUGACACCGGGAUUGGCAUGACCAAAGCUGACCUUAUUAACAACCUGGGCACCAUCGCCAAGUCGGGCACAAAGGCCUUCAUGGAGGCCCUCCAGGCUGGUGCUGACAUCUCAAUGAUUGGUCAGUUCGGUGUGGGUUUUUACUCUGCUUAUCUUGUUGCUGAGAAAGUGGUCGUCAUCACCAAACACAAUGAUGAUGAGCAGUACGCCUGGGAGUCAUCUGCUGGAGGUUCCUUCACAGUCAAGGUUGACAGCGGCGAGCCCAUUGGCCGUGGAACUAAGAUCAUUCUGCACCUGAAGGAGGACCAGACAGAGUAUGUGGAGGACAAGAGGGUCAAGGAGAUCGUUAAGAAGCACUCUCAAUUCAUUGGCUACCCCAUCACCUUGUUUGUGGAGAAGGAGCGCGACAAGGAGAUUAGUGACGACGAGGCAGAGGAGGAAAAGACCGAGAAAGAGGAGAAAGAAGAAGAAGCUGAAGACAAGCCCAAGAUUGAAGAUGUGGGUUCAGAUGAUGAGGAGGAUUCCAAAGACAAGGACAAGAAGAAGAAGAAAAAGAUCAAGGAGAAGUACAUUGAUCAGGAGGAGCUGAACAAGACCAAGCCCAUCUGGACCAGGAACCCCGAUGACAUCACAAAUGAAGAAUAUGGUGAAUUCUACAAGAGUCUAACAAAUGACUGGGAGGAUCACCUGGCUGUCAAGCACUUCUCUGUGGAAGGCCAGCUUGAGUUCAGAGCCCUGCUCUUUAUUCCUCGCCGUGCACCCUUUGACCUCUUCGAGAACAAGAAAAAGAAGAACAACAUCAAGCUGUACGUCAGGCGGGUCUUCAUCAUGGACAACUGUGAGGAGCUCAUUCCUGAGUAUCUGAACUUCAUCCGUGGUGUUGUGGACUCUGAGGACCUGCCCCUCAACAUCUCCAGAGAAAUGCUGCAGCAAAGCAAGAUCCUGAAGGUUAUUCGCAAAAACAUAGUCAAGAAGUGCUUGGAGCUGUUUGCAGAACUGUCGGAGGACAAAGACAACUACAAGAAAUUCUACGAGGCUUUCUCAAAGAACAUGAAGCUGGGCAUACAUGAGGACUCUCAGAACCGCAAGAAGCUGUCUGAGCUUUUGCGCUACCACAGCUCCCAGUCUGGUGAUGAGAUGACCUCCUUGACUGAGUACCUCACCCGCAUGAAGGAAAACCAGAAGUCGAUCUACUACAUUACUGGUGAGAGCAAAGAUCAGGUGGCCAACUCCGCCUUCGUCGAGCGUGUCCGCAAACGUGGCUUUGAGGUGCUGUACAUGACAGAGCCCAUUGAUGAGUACUGCGUCCAGCAGCUGAAGGAGUUCGAUGGCAAGACCCUGGUCUCUGUCACCAAGGAGGGUCUAGAGCUGCCUGAAGAUGAGGAUGAGAAGAAAAAGAUGGAGGAGGACAAAGCCAAAUAUGAGAACCUCUGCAAGCUCAUGAAGGAGAUCCUCGACAAAAAAGUGGAGAAGGUGACUGUGUCCAACAGGCUGGUGUCUUCCCCUUGCUGCAUUGUGACAAGCACGUAUGGCUGGACGGCAAACAUGGAGAGGAUCAUGAAGGCCCAGGCACUCAGGGACAACUCCACCAUGGGUUACAUGAUGGCCAAGAAGCACUUGGAAAUCAACCCUGACCAUCCAAUCAUGGAGACUCUGAGGCAGAAGGCUGAGGCUGACAAGAACGACAAAGCAGUGAAAGACCUUGUUGUCCUGCUCUUUGAGACGGCCCUGCUUUCUUCAGGCUUCUCUCUCGAUGAUCCACAGACUCAUUCCAACCGUAUCUACAGGAUGAUCAAACUUGGCCUUGGUAUUGAUGAUGAUGACAUUCCAACAGAAGAGACCACCACCACCACAUCUGUUCCAGAAGAGAUGCCACCUCUUGAAGGUGAUGAAGAUGCUUCACGAAUGGAAGAGGUUGAUUAAACGGACUUUACCACACUUCAAAACACUUAAAACCCUGUUUUACCAGUAGUUUAUUCCCUAAAAGUGCAGUAACUGUAAAUUAAAUCAUUCCUGUGGUGUGGAGGACCAGAGUUGCUGUUACUGGAACCUUACACUGCUAUUCCUUCGAAAAACUUUUAUUUUGCUGUGAAAUUACAAAAGUGAUUUUUUUUUUUUUUGUUUUGUUUUUUUUUUUUUUAGUACUGUUGCUCCGACUUAAAUGUUUGUGGUAAAUGUUCAGAUGUUGGUCUAUAGUCUGACGUUCAAAGGGUUUGCUAAAAUCAGUUCAUGUGCAAUGCUGCAUGGAGGGAGAGGACUGUUUGGUUCUUUUUGCCUGAGUUCAGGCCUGCCUGUGCGACAAGUCUUGUUUUGCAGAAAAUAAAAAGCUGUAAUACCUUG
Molecule: messenger RNA, 2756 nt
Organism: Nothobranchius furzeri (turquoise killifish)
Lineage: Eukaryota; Metazoa; Chordata; Actinopteri; Cyprinodontiformes; Nothobranchiidae
Gene: hsp90ab1
Product: heat shock protein 90, alpha (cytosolic), class B member 1
Biological process (GO): cellular response to heat; protein stabilization; protein folding
Cellular component (GO): protein-containing complex; perinuclear region of cytoplasm; cytosol
Molecular function (GO): ATP hydrolysis activity; ATP binding; ATP-dependent protein folding chaperone
Source: RefSeq, a predicted model, not a curated record